AUGGGGACAUCUCAAACUAAACCGUCAGGCCCCACGUCCGUUUGUCCUCUAUGCCAUGGUAAUUUUCGGAAUCCAAUCACUCUGAGAUGCGGUCACUGCUUUUGCCAGGGAUGCAUAGGGGAGCUUUGGAGCGGUUCGCCCUCUGGUCCAUAUUAUUGUCCUGAAUGCAAGUACGAAUUCAGGAAGUUGCCGGACUUUGGAGGCGCGGACGCACCGUCUACAUCGUCAAGCAAUCUUAGUCCAACUUGGACUCUUGGUCAGAGGUUGUCAUCCCGUUAUUCUCAAAAGACUCUGCUUGGGAAGAGACGAGCUAGUUCCUCCUCCUCCAGACAGAAUAGUGGAGGGUAUAGACUAGGCAGUGCUCCAUCCAGCAACAGCAAUACCACAGUCAUCGACUUAUCACCCGAUAACGAUCCUCCUCCAAGGAAAAAGACGGCAACAGCAAACCCACCUCCAGCUGAGGAACCGCUCCCCAGAGGGGCAUCAGGAGGUGACAUACCAUCCCCACAAAAUACACCUCCAUCGAAGACCCCAUCUCCCAGAAGAAACACUCCCCCAGACAGAGGUCAUUCUUCUGCAGCUGUUGAGGUGACUAAUAUCCCUUCAGCAGAACCCUCAACUUCCAGAGAUGAAACAACAACAAGAGUUAUCCCCCCUGGUGCUAGGUCGCCCCCUGCUGAAAUGGCAUCUUCACCCAGUAACACUACCAGACAAAGAGAAUCAACACCCAACAGUUCCCCGCCCACAAAAAGUCCCAAGUCUUCACCUGUCAGCAAUACUCAGUCAGCCAGGAUGGACACUCAGAAUGAUGAAUCUUUUGUACCUUGUCACUACUGCAGCAGUUCUCUGCAGAGGCUAGCAGUGAAGACCUGUCUGAUAUGUGGAGCUUCCAUGUGCCCAGAGCACCUACGUGCUCACCUGGAGUCACCUGUUUUCCAGAGCCACCCACUGGUCCCUGCUGUGAAUGACAUAUCACCCUGGAGAUGCGUGGAGCACCAGGAGAUGAAUCGGAUCUACUGUCGCCAGUGCAGCGUGUGUGUGUGCACAGUGUGCACAGUGAUUGGCUCACACAAGGAACACACCUGUGUUGGCAUCAAAGAGGCAGAGAGAGAACUAAGGAGUACUCUAAAAGAUGAGAUGAAGAAGAUUCAGGCUAAUGAAAAAGCAGUCUUGAAAAAAAUUUCAGAGCUAACAAAGAAAAAAGAGAGUGCACAGGGAGUGGUGGAGGAGGCGCGGGCUGGAGUACAGCAGCAUUACCAGACCAUGCGGGAGGCUCUGGAACAGGAGGAGCAGCAGGCCCUUCUCUGUGUGACUCAGGAGGAGAGGAGGGUUCUGGGGAGCGUGGAGGAGCAGCUCAGCCUCUUGCAGGAGAAACUCAAGUCCGUUCAGAGCAGCUUCAAUGUUCUGCAAGGCCUGGCAGACGCUAAGGGACCAUCGCAACUCCAAGACCAAGCCUUCAUCCUGGAGUACAACAAACUGUCAAAAAGUUUAAGUGGGCUGUCUGAGCCAGUGGAGAACCUGGUGUCGGUACAGGAAGUUGACCGUGCCCGUUUGGAGUCCCUACAGGAGUGGACUGAGAAGAGACUGGACACUGUGAUCAUAUCUCUGCCCCAUAGGGACCCAUUGAGAUUACUCUAUGGCACAAACCCCACCCUGAACCCCGACACCGCCCACCCAAAGCUGCUGUUGUCUGAGGAGAACAGAAUAGUGACCUACACUGAGAGCCAGCAGUCUUAUCCAGAUCAGGAGACUCGCUUUAAUGUCUUCCCCCAAGUGCUGGGAUCCAAAGCCAUGAACCAAGGCCGCUACUAUUGGGAGGUUGAGGUUUCCAUUGAAGACGGGCGUUGGAAGGCAGGGGUUUGUGAUGCACAAAUUGGCAGAAAGGGGCAGAAGGACAAUUGCCGCUUGGGCUUCUAUCCCAACUCUUGGUGUCUUAUAUGUGAGAAGGGCAAAGUCGAGGCACUGCACGAUAAGACUGUGUCACCAGUGCAUGUGGUCACACUCACACGCUUGGGCAUCCUGCUGGAUUAUGAGGAGGGCUGCCUGUCUUUUUUCAGUGUGGCUGAGGGGGGCGCUCUGACCUUACUCUAUAGCUUCCAGCAUGAGUUCACGGGGCCACUGUUUCCAGCGUUCGCUGUAUCCAAAACCCAGGUUACAGUACAUGAUCUGUUUCAGAACACCACCACAGAGUAA
Messenger RNA from Chanos chanos (milkfish), 2193 nucleotides. RefSeq names its product E3 ubiquitin/ISG15 ligase TRIM25. Gene Ontology annotation, molecular function: protein binding; zinc ion binding. Lineage: Eukaryota; Metazoa; Chordata; Actinopteri; Gonorynchiformes; Chanidae. Bases 1 to 2193 code for a protein of 730 amino acids. The transcript has 7 exons. The record is from RefSeq and is a predicted model, not a curated record.